Molecule: messenger RNA, 1659 nt
Organism: Eriocheir sinensis (Chinese mitten crab)
Lineage: Eukaryota; Metazoa; Arthropoda; Malacostraca; Decapoda; Varunidae
Product: probable ATP-dependent RNA helicase ddx20
Exons: 2
Coding region: 1-1659 (552 amino acids)
Source: RefSeq, a predicted model, not a curated record
AUGAGAAGUGUAGAUAACGGGUACCAGUAUGAGAGAAGUGUAGAUAACGAGUACCAGUAUGAGAGAAGUGUAGAUAUCGAGUACCAGUAUGAGGGAAGUGUAGACAACGAGUACCAGUAUGAGAGAAGUGUAGAUAACGAGUACCAGUAUGAGAGAAGUGUAGAUAACGAGUACCAGUAUGAGAGAAGUGUGGAUAACGAGUACCAGUAUGAGAGAAGUGUAGAUAACGAGUACCAGUAUGAGAGAAGUGUAGAUAACGAGUACCAGUAUGAGAGAAGUGUACAUAACGAGUACCAGCAUGAGAUAAGUGUAGAUAACGAGUACCAGUAUGAGAGAAGUGUAGAUAACGAUUACCAGUAUGAGAGAAGUGUAGAUAUCGAGUACCAGUAUGAGAGAAGUGUAGAUAACGAGUACCAGUAUGAGAGAAGUGUAGAUAACGAGUACCAGUAUGAGAGAAGUGUAGAUAACGAGUACCAGUAUGAGAGAAGUGUAGAUAACGGGUACCAGUAUGAGAGAAGUGUGGAUAACGAGUACCAGUAUGAGAGAAGUGUAGAUAACGAGUACCAGUAUGAGGGAAGUGUAGAUAACGAGUACCAGUAUGAGGGAAGUGUAGAUAACGAGUACCAGUAUGAGAGAAGUGUAGAUAACGAGUACCAGUAUGAGAGAAGUGUAGAUAACGAGUACCAGUAUGAGGGAAGUGUAGAUAACGAGUACCAGUAUGAGGGAAGUGUAGAUAACGAGUACCAGUAUGAGAGAAGUGUAGAUAACGAGUACCAGUAUGAGAGAAGUGUAGAUAACGAGUACCAGUAUGAGAGAAGUGUAGAUAACGAGUACCAGUAUGAGAGAAGUGUAGAUAACGAGUACCAGUAUGAGAGAAGUGUAGAUAACGGGUACCAGUAUGAGGGAAGUGUGGAUAACGAGUACCAGUAUGAGAGAAGUGUGGAUAACGAGUACCAGUAUGAGAGAAGUGUGGAUAACGGGUACCAGUAUGAGGGAAGUGUGGAUAACGAGUACAAGUAUGAGAGAAGUGUGGAUAACGGGUACCAGUAUGAGGGAAGUGUGGAUAACGAGUACCAGUAUGAGAGAAGUGUGGAUAACGAGUACCAGUAUGAGGGAAGUGUGGAUAACGAGUACCAGUAUGAGGGAAGUGUAGAUAACGAGUACCAGUAUGAGGGAAGUGUAGAUAACGAGUACCAGUAUGAGAGAAGUGUAGAUAACGAGUACCAGUAUGAGGGAAGUGUAGAUAACGAGUACCAGUAUGAGAGAAGUGUAGAUAACGGGUACCAGUAUGAGGGAAGUGUAGAUAACGAGUACCAGUAUGAGGGAAGUGUAGAUAACGAGUACCAGUAUGAGGGAAGUGUGGAUAACGGUGUGGAUAACGAGUACAAGUAUGAGAGAAGUGUAGAUAACGAGUACAAGUAUGAGAGAAGUGUAGAUAACGGGUACCAGUAUGAGGGAAGUGUAGAUAACGAGUACCAGUAUGAGAGAAGUGUAGAUAACGAGUACCAGUAUGAGAGAAGUGUAGAUAACGAGUACCAGUAUGAGAGAAGUGUAGAUAACGAGUCCCAAUAUGAGAGAAGUGUGGAUAACGGGUACCAGUAUGAGGGAAGUGUGGAUAACGAGUACCAGUAUGAGAGAAGUGUGGAUAACGAGCACUAA